AUGGCUUUUUUGCAAAACUGUUUACAUGGCCUGCUCAAGGCGAACACAGGUCGGUUUCUGGCCAGUCGUUUACCGAUUCUGAGCAGCAACAUUAACGAAAACACUGAAAAUGACAUCUUUUGCAUUCAGAAACGAUAUGCAGCUCGAAAGGGCAAGCGAAUUGCUGCUACACGAGAGAAACAACGCCUAGCUCGAAUACGACGAGAAGAGAUGAAGAAUGCUCCCCCAAAAGUAUGGAAACCCAAAAAGUACCUCGUGGACAAACGUUUGAAUGCAGUUUCUAAAAAGUUCAACGACGAAAAUCGAAAGGAACUUAGCGAAAUUGUGGACAAUGUUUACAUUUUGGAGCACUACAAAGAGAGAAAGCUCUCCAUUCCUGAGGCUUUAGCCUUUUUACGGGAAACUCAUCAAGAAGGCAUUUACGACGAACCAAAUGCACUUGUGCAGGCCAAGGUUGAACUUGAUUUGCGAACUAAGAAAAAGACCAAGUUUGUGGAAAACUUCCGGAGCAUCAUCUCUUUUUCAAACGCAUUUGAACAUGGCACAAAGCGAAAAGUCGUGGCCAUUUGCAAGAGCGAUGAUGACCAAGAAGCUGCCAAGAAUGCCGGUGCCGAAAUUGUCGGUUCGACAGACAUUAUUCAAAUGCUGAAGGCAGGAGAGCUUUCAAUGGAGAAUUUUGACGACCUCGUUUGCCAUGGUGAUAUGCUCAUUGAGUUGGCCGCCAUAAAAAAGGAAAUCAACUACUAUUUCCCAACUAAACAACGGGGAAACAUCGGCUUUGACAUGGCUCGAUUGGUGACACACUUUGUCAAUGGUUUCGAGUACAAGCUAAUCAAGGACGACAUUGAGCCUGACUAUGGCUAUGUUCAGUUGCCUUUUGGUCGGUUGGGACAGAACGAUCAGGCGCUGGAAGAAAACAUUGAAACAGUCCUCAGCUCUAUAGAUCAACACAAACCACCAGGAGCGCCAGGUGAUUUUAUAUCAAGAGUUUUAAUUUUAUCGGAACCUUCUCCUGAAAAGUUUCCCAUCUCGUUUUGGAAUUACAUUGACGGAUACAGUGAUCCCAACGAUUUGAGUGAAGAGGACGAAGAAGAAAAGGGCGCAGCACCUAAAAAGAAUUCGGCAAAAAACUAA
Messenger RNA from Rhagoletis zephyria (snowberry fruit fly), 1134 nucleotides. The record is from RefSeq and is a predicted model, not a curated record. Lineage: Eukaryota; Metazoa; Arthropoda; Insecta; Diptera; Tephritidae.